Molecule: messenger RNA, 1263 nt
Organism: Sclerotinia sclerotiorum 1980 UF-70
Lineage: Eukaryota; Fungi; Ascomycota; Leotiomycetes; Helotiales; Sclerotiniaceae
Exons: 3
Coding region: 1-1263 (420 amino acids)
Source: RefSeq, a predicted model, not a curated record
AUGGCGAGCUCCAUAGCGUACAGAUUGGCUAUUGUUGUUGCUUUCAUCGCAGUUCUCUAUCAGUUUCUUUUCAAGCGCAUUAUAUUCGAUGUUGCCGGUUACGGACGCUCCGUAUCGACAAUCGAUGCAUUCAAUGCAACUUGUGAAAGAAUGGACAAUCUUGGCAUUGAAGCUUGUGAAGAUAUGUGGCUUCAUCAUGCCACUGGAUACCUAUAUAUGGCCUGUUCCAAUGUUGAGAAUCGUUUAAACUGGCUCCCGGCUGCUGACCGUCUGAAUGCUUCCGGACGAGGUCUAACAGACAAAAUCGCUAUCUUAGAUACCCGAGGAGAAGGCUCUUUAGAGUCUCGGCUUCGGUGGUUGACAACCGAGAAUUUCUCUGGCAACAACGGAGAAGGUACCUUUGACCUCCAUGGUUUUGACAUUCGCCCAGAUGCGAAGACUGAUACCUUACAUAUUCUUCUCGUCAAUCAUCGAAUACCAAUAGAUCCUACCACAGGUGCCCCUCUUGAUGCUUUCAGUCUAGGUGCAAAUUCUACCAUUGAGCUGUUUCAUAGCAAAGUUGGAAGUGGUUCUAUGAGGCACGUGAGGACAUAUGCGGAUCCCGCAAUCCAAACUCCAAAUCAAGUGGCCUGGGUAGACGACAAUGCUUUCGUAUUCUCAAAUGAUCAUAGUGUGAAGGUCGGAUUACGCCGCCACCUUGAUCUGUUCCUCGGUGGUGGGAGUAUUGGUUACUGCGAUUCAAAUGUAAAUCACUGCAAUGUGGCUUACUCUAGUGGACUGGGUGGCCCAAAUGGGCUAGUUACGGGGCGUGAUGGCCUAAUAUAUGUCCCAAAUCCACUUAUUCAUGAAAUCCAGAUCUUUUCACUUACCGAGCAGAAGACUCUUCUGAAAUUGGACACGGUGCAAACACCAUACCUAGUCGAUAAUUUGAGUGUCGACGAAAAUGGAGACCUUAUAGCUGGGUCAUUUCCCCAAGUCUACAAAUGGUCACAAAGUUUGGAUGACCGGUCAGUCAAAGUUCCUGGAGCAGCAGUACGAAUUCGAAGAAAAGGGGCCAAUUUUGAACGCAUGAUGAGAGAGGGAAUAAGAGAAGGGAAAGAUCUCGGUAAGAGUACGGAUGGCUACGUUGUUGAGACUCUAGUGGAAGAUGACGGAACUAUUUUGUCUGGAACAACGACCGCCGUCCAUGAUGCGAGAACGGGAAAGUUAUAUCUUGGGGGAGUCACGACCCCAUUUAUUAUGACUUGUGAGAUGAAGGUCUAA